GGAUGGGUAGGGAAUCUAUUUAGGAACGGUUCACAUCAGCCAAGUUCAGUCACUUUCCCAGGAGCAGUCAGCAACAUACAGCAUACCAAAGUGUUAGAAGAAAUGGCAUUACUCUUUUAUGUGGUAUUGUGCCUGUCUGUCCGGACUGGGUUGGGGCAAAGUAAGUAAAUUUUUUCAUACAACUAUCAGUUGUAAUAUUCACAAUAUGUUGAGUGUCUGAAUAGUUUUUUUGUGGAUUGUUAGUUAUGAUCUUUCACAUAUGAUCUUAAAGUUAUUUACCUCAGUUUCAGUUAUGCAAGUUAAUUUUAUAUAUUUAUUUAACCUUUAAUUUGACAGGGAGUCAUGCUGAGACCAAGGGUCUCUUUUACAGAUGAACCCUGUAUCCAACAUACACAUCAAAAUACAAGAAAAGAAAAACACAAUCAUAUAAAACAAACACAUUCUUCAAUAAAAAGGUCCUCAAUCAGUCAUCUGAAUUGCCCUAGAGGCACCAACUCUUCCAAUUUUAGAGAGAUUUGGAGAUGAUUCCACAAGUAAGGUGCAAAAAAAAAACUAAAAGCAGAUUUACCUAACUCAGUUGAGAUCAUAGGGAUCUCCAGAGUUAGCCAUCCCUGAGACCUGGUAUGGUAGCUCAUACAUUUUUUUAAAUUGAUGAUAAUUGAAAACAAAUUACAACAAUUAAAGAAAGAGGGGAUUUGAAUUUGCCUGCAUGUAACUAUUUAGCAACGUUUUAUGUCAUUUGGAGUUCCUGUGUAUUCAGUUGGCUCCAGAGAAUGUCUCAGGGUUUUUGCUGAAUAACAGGUGGGUUCCAUAAAACAACAAGAGACCAAUCUUUUUUAUUUAUUUAAUGUGUGAAACUAUCAAGCUGGCUCCACCAGUAUUAGUCAGAUGUGCUGAGUUUCUGCUGAACAAUAUUGCAGAAAUUAGUCACUUAAAUACAGCGUGGAAAACCCACUCACACGUUCUGCUAUAUGGAACAUAUUUCUACUUCACCUAUAUUAUUGGGAGGAGACUCAAUUACUAGGUAGUAUUCAGAUUCAGUUGGCAUGACUGAACUUGAAUAGUGUGAAGUCUCAUAUGUUGCACAAUAACCGGACCUCCCUCACUGGUUUAGCCAGUAUUGAGAAAUUGGGCCAAGAUGACAGAUGUGUCAUUUCAAUUAAAUAUAUUGAUGCAAAGUUGGAUAGAAAGUCCAUAACAGUGGCUUUUUAUACAACCGUCUAGCAGUUUCACUCGACACACCCGGAAUGUGAGUGUUGGAACAUUUCAGGUAAAAGAAGAUUCUCUAAAACAAAGAGAGGAUACAGUUUAGAUAAGAAAAUGUUUUCUCUUUCAUUGUAAUGAUCAAACUACCAAUAGUUUUUGGGAAUAAUCUAAAUGUUUUUCUCUUUGUCCUUUCACAGUUGUACCAGUCAACAACACUCCUGCAAUAAUCCCUUUCAGUUUGGCUGGGAAACUGACCUCCAAUUCAGUGAUACUGAUGUCCCCAAGUUGUUACUUCGACAGUCUGACGAGUUUGUCCUGCACUUCUGCUACCUGUGAAAUAUGGCUGGUACCGGCCAUAGAUACAGGUACUGGAAUCCUCAUCAUUUGAUAGGAAAUAUAAAACCAAAUGGCACACAGGAAGAGCAAUUGAACAUUCUUCCGUCUUUGAUUUAUAAAGAAAAAUACAUGCAAUGUCAACAUUUUUUAACGUUUUGGUCCACCAAAGUAGAUACAGUAUGUAGUACUUCACAUACAGAACAAAGAAAAAGAAAGCCCAGUAUUGCAUUUUUGUUCUUUCUUGUUCUAAACCUUUAUACUUUUCAACAGGAGUCAGCACUUAUGAUGCCGACAAAACAAUUUCCAACAUUGACAGCCUCUCUCCUUAUCCAACCGCCUUCUCUUCCAACACCUCAAAGAAAUAUUUCCUGACCAAGUUGGGGCUUCAGAAAGACUACCUCUGCCCCAUCGUCAAUGGGCCAAACUACUUCAGGGUUGGCUCUGACGGAGCCUGCUCCACUACGAACUGUAAUGGAGUAUUGCCUGUUGGCUCCACUGCCAGGUCAGAACCCCUCCUUUACCCCAGUGCAUUGACUUUGGAUCUAAGUUGAAGUACCAUUGUGUGAAUUCAAUGCAACCAACCUAAAUUAUGUUAUUCCACUAUUUCAGAUUUAAGUAUGUUCUUAUCAACCCAGCAACCAGAACAGUUGUUGCGGAGAGUUUGUGGUCCAACAACAUCCCUCUUUACUCUUGUAAGGGCUUCCCAUAUAUUCAAUCAGUAUUCAGUCAAUCGGAAAUGUCCAUGUACAUCUGCUAAACGUAAAAACAAUAACAUUGUCUAUUCCUCCAGUGAAAGACCCUGGCAGCAUUGAUGAUGGCCUUGCGGGAAGGUCUGCGGCCAUGAUUGUCAUAACGUCUAUCCUGUGUAGCUUCCUGGCCUUGCUGCUGCUGCUGUUGCUCAUCCUGCUGAUCUAUGUCCUGUGAGUCAUAUAACCUACUGCCUUUCCCAGUUGAACUUCAUAGACAUAGGGUUCAUAGACACAAUGUUCAUUUCCAUUUCCAUAGUCGGCUACUUAGCAUGUAUCUAAUAGGCUACCUGACAUUCAUUGAUUUCUCCAACCCUCUAUGUCCUCUGCAGUUGCUGUCGGAAGGAGAAACAGGAGAUCCAAGUUCCAGGAUCAGUGCGCAUGUAUGACACUCACAACUUGAAGGGUCCUUCCCCCUAUGUAAAUCCUGCUUAUGAGGAUGAGCCACAGAGAACCACAGCCACUAACCCCAUUAGGCUCAAGAGCUACGCUGACUAUGAUUUGACAAAACCAGCCACAGAAUUAUAGUGAGUGUUUGCGAGAGAAGAAUGUUGCACUUAGUGGUCCAUUGGCAUCAUCAAUUUCUGACUGUCAUUCAUGAUCAAUAUGUUUAUGAUAUUAAGGCUGGGGAAUUAUGCAAAUUAAUAACUGUAGUUUGAUAGCUAUUUAGAAGUCUAAUUUUGUUGCUUCAUUUAAAAUAACUGGAGUCGAGUCCUAUGUUUAAAAUACAAUGCUAAAAUUCACAUUAUAGGCUACAUUUAUUUGGAGGCCAUUUGUAUGCCAUAAAUAAAAUCUAUUUAGAAAGGAAAAUGCAAUUGAGUGCAUCAAGAUAAUCAAAACUCUUUUUUAAAAUCUAUAUAUUUAUAGUUUUUUCUUUUCACAAUAAUCAAAAUAGAAAGUUCAUAAUAAUACUAUAUUUCUCUCAUGUCUCUUAUAUUCUGUCAUCAUUGCUGUGUAGUGUGUAAACGGGUCAUUCUAUGAAAAUGAACUUUUAAAAAAAUACAAUUAUACAUUUAUUUACCUAACUUUAUUGUCAGAUAAUAGCUAACCCCUUAAGAUUACAAAUCAACAUAAAUGACAGCUGGGGGGUGAAACCUGCGCUGAAGACUUCUAUAUUGGUCCGCUAAUAAAGUAAAGGCCCAGUGCACUACUUUUGUGAAAUUUUUUAAAACUAAAUGUAUUUGAGUGUUUA
Messenger RNA from Coregonus sp. 'balchen', 3480 nucleotides. The record is from the annotation of a GenBank genome assembly. Lineage: Eukaryota; Metazoa; Chordata; Actinopteri; Salmoniformes; Salmonidae.